AUGAGUGAAUCCGUGCACCGAGAAGUUGUGAAGCUACGCCAAGAAUUAAACACAUUAGACACUGCCUUCAAUGAAUUCAAAACGAUGACGAACAACCGCGUGGAGCAAAUCUCCACCUCGCUCAAGGAAAUCGCACGGACGAAAGUGGGGACGAUGAUUUGCUUCCGAUGCCAUGGCUAUGUACUCGAGCACAUUCAACUUCAAUGUGGUCAUAUCUAUUGCCUUCACUGA
Oikopleura dioica is the source of this 231-nucleotide messenger RNA. NCBI's taxonomy places the organism in Eukaryota, Metazoa, Chordata, Appendicularia, Copelata, Oikopleuridae. The record is from the annotation of a GenBank genome assembly.